GAAGUGGGCGCCGGGCGGCGCUGCCUGCCCCGCUGCUGGGAGCGGGUGCGGGGGCGCGCGGCGGGGGCGGGGCCUACAGGCGGUGGGAAGGACCCCCUCUCGCCCGGGGACUCCGCCGGGUGGGGCGGCCGCGACGGCGGCGGCGCGGCCAUGAAGCUGAAGCUAAAGAAUGUGUUCCUCGUUUACUUCCUGGUGUCGAUCGCCGGCCUGCUCUACGCGCUGGUGCAGCUGGGCCAGCCCUGCGACUGCCUCCCUGCCCUGCGAGCAGCAGCGGAGCAGCUCCGGCAGAAGGAUCUGAAGAUUUCCCAGCUGCAGGCUGACCUCCGACGCCCGCCUGCCGUCCCCGCGCAGCCUCCUGACCCCGAGGCCCUGCCGACCAUCUAUGUCAUUACCCCCACCUAUGCGAGGCUGGUGCAGAAGGCUGAGCUGGUACGGCUGUCUCAGACGCUGAGCCUGGUGCCCCGGCUGCACUGGCUGCUGGUGGAGGAUGCCGAGGGUCCCACCCCACUGGUCUCAGGGCUGCUGGCUGCCUCCGGGCUCCUCUUCACCCACCUGGCUGUCCUUACACCCAAGGCCCAGCGGCUCCGAGAGGGUGAGCCUGGCUGGGUGCGGCCUCGGGGUGUGGAGCAGCGGAACGGGGCUCUGGCCUGGCUCCGGGGCCAAGGGGGCGCUGUUGGUGGGGAGAAGGACCCGCCACCCCCUGGAUCCCCAGGAGUUGUGUACUUUGCUGAUGAUGACAACACCUACAGCAGGGCUCUCUUUGAGGAGAUGCGCUGGACCCGGGGUGUCUCAGUGUGGCCAGUGGGGCUGGUUGGGGGCCUGCGUUUCGAGGGUCCUCGAGUACAGGAUGGCCGGGUGGUGGGGUUCCACACAGCGUGGGAGCCCACCAGGCCCUUCCCUAUGGACAUGGCGGGGUUUGCGGUUGCCCUGCCCCUCCUGCUGGCCAGGCCGGAUGCACAAUUUGAUGCUGCUGCCCCUCGAGGCCACCUGGAAAGCAGCCUCCUGAGUCACCUAGUGGAGCCCAAGGACCUGGAGCCACGGGCUGCCAACUGCACCCGGGUGCUGGUGUGGCACACUCGGACAGAGAAGCCCAAGAUGAAGCAGGAGGAGCAGCUGCAGCGGCAGGGCCGUGGCUCAGACAGGGCUGUGGAGGUGUGAUGGCCUUGCCAUGCUUCUGGCUCAUUUCAGGCACAUGCCUCGUGGGGCUCUUUAGGCCUGACCCCUUGCCCAGGGCAUGGCCCGGCUGCCUGUCCUCCCUGGCACUGCCAUGUAGCAGUGCCCUGGCUGGGCUGGGCAGGGGACAGACAGAUUGGGGGAUGGGUAACUUAUUGGGGUUAGCUUGCUGAGGGCUGGGGGAGCUGGGCUGGGCACUCCACACCUGAGCAUGUGAAUCCCCUCCUGCCUCCAGAAUAAACACCCCACCUGAGCCUGUG
Messenger RNA from Cavia porcellus (domestic guinea pig), 1433 nucleotides. It is a transcript of the gene B3gat3, whose product is annotated as beta-1,3-glucuronyltransferase 3. The record is from RefSeq and is a predicted model, not a curated record. The transcript is spliced from 5 exons. Gene Ontology annotation, cellular component: Golgi membrane. Gene Ontology annotation, biological process: carbohydrate metabolic process; chondroitin sulfate proteoglycan biosynthetic process. Gene Ontology annotation, molecular function: galactosylgalactosylxylosylprotein 3-beta-glucuronosyltransferase activity. Bases 151 to 1158 code for a protein of 335 amino acids. NCBI's taxonomy places the organism in Eukaryota, Metazoa, Chordata, Mammalia, Rodentia, Caviidae.